Molecule: messenger RNA, 930 nt
Organism: Kluyveromyces lactis
Lineage: Eukaryota; Fungi; Ascomycota; Saccharomycetes; Saccharomycetales; Saccharomycetaceae
Gene: ECM9
Product: Ecm9p
Exons: 1
Coding region: 1-930 (309 amino acids)
Source: RefSeq, a predicted model, not a curated record
AUGGUACGAUCUCUGACCCAAAAAGUUAUAAAUGCACUACAGGCAGACUAUGAUACAUCCGAAGUGCAAUUCCUGAUCUACCCGACUACACCGCCAGAGGUGAAAGAUGAAUUGAUAGUUGUUCAACAUGAGCAACGUACAGAGGUGGUAUGCUUCAAGAAAACUAUGAUGAAGAUAUUCAUUGAAUGUCAUAAACUAUUUUAUCAGUUGGAUAGUUUAGAUGAUGAUGAGAAGCUCUUAGUAAUUUCGGGAUUAUUGUUGACCACUACAGAAAAUAGAACAGCAUUGAACAUGUUCCUAGCAAAAUUGAAUAAAUUGAGAGCGAAUGAAAUUAACAGAGAAAUUCUCUUCGUUGAGCGCUUAUUGAGUUGUAACUCUGCAAGAUUGAAUAAGUCGUCAUCGUUAUGGGAUCUUUACAAAAAACUAUACACCGCAUAUGGUAGCAACCUCAAGUUCAAGGUGUGGGAUACUGUCACUAUAUCUUGUGAGCGACACUUUGCAAAUUAUUACUGUUGCAACUUCAUAAGAUGGUUUCAUAGCCAGCUAAACGAUAGCCACAGGCAAAAUUUUGUGGACAACUUUCUGCGUUUUUCAAAGAAGCAUGUAAAUGAUCCUUCGAUAUGGAGUGCACUAGGCAUUAUGAUAGGUAAAACUGAUUUUGAUCAAGUCAUUAUAUUUAUAGACUCCUUGCCGGUAACUACGUGGUCACCUUUUUUAGCAGUUUUAGAAUUUGGAAGUCGAAAUACGCAAAUAAUCCCGUCACUAAUGAAACAUUGGACGAAAGAUGAUACGAUUUCUUUCUAUAAUGGAACACCCAUUAUUCCGGACUACAUUGAAAACGAUUUAAACUCCAAAUCCAAAUUUAUGAGUAAUGCAUGGAAAACUCACUUACUCGAGAAGUUGCAGAGGCUCCAAUUGGAUGCCACAUAA